AUGGCCGCAACACCAGCAACCAAAUACCCCAUUGUGCUCGUCACAGUAGCGACGCGCAAGGAGGGAGUCACGCGAGCAGAAUUCUACAAGCACAACGAAACCUACUACGCACCUCUGCUCAAGGAAAGAGCAGGCAAAGUGCACCCGCUAGCCUGGAACCGACUGUACCACGUUGACGAUUCAGAAGUGCCCACAGGGCUGUCGCGCGUGCUGAUUGGCAGCGCCAGCGCCGACGACAUCUUCGACUGGGAUUGCAAGGGCGAAAUGGUGUUUGCCGACGAGUUGCAUUUGCAGCAGUUUAUCACGUUUAUGCAUUCUGAAGAGGCGCUCGUUAUGCUGGCUGAGGAGGAGAAGUUUACGGAUCCGACCAAGACGAAGUUUUUUGUCAUGAAGAGGGGUGGGUGUGAGAUUGGGUUGUGA
Bipolaris zeicola 26-R-13 is the source of this 420-nucleotide messenger RNA. RefSeq lists its product as uncharacterized. Bases 1 to 420 code for a protein of 139 amino acids. The transcript has a single exon. Gene Ontology annotation, molecular function: oxidoreductase activity. The record is from RefSeq and is a predicted model, not a curated record. NCBI's taxonomy places the organism in Eukaryota, Fungi, Ascomycota, Dothideomycetes, Pleosporales, Pleosporaceae.